Molecule: messenger RNA, 757 nt
Organism: Physeter macrocephalus (sperm whale)
Lineage: Eukaryota; Metazoa; Chordata; Mammalia; Artiodactyla; Physeteridae
Gene: C17H19orf81
Product: chromosome 17 C19orf81 homolog
Exons: 5
Coding region: 1-597 (198 amino acids)
Source: RefSeq, a predicted model, not a curated record
AUGCAACACGAGGUGGAUCCCCUCUGCUCCUCCACCAUGGGCAACCCCAGCAUGCACGGGGAGGCAGGAGCACUUCCUGUGGACCUAGAGACCCUAGAGGAGACGCAGGCUCGGAGCCUGGGCAGACCUGUCAAAUCCUCGAAGCAGUAUCUGCGCCAGGUCAUUGCAGAAUAUGAGGCGCUGGACCGAGAGCUGCCAUGCAUCCGCAAGUUCCCCAUGCCACCUGCUGCCCAGCCCCUCGGUCUGUGCAUGGAGACCUCACCCGAAGAGGACCUUACCCACCUGGAGGUGCUGGAGGCGCUGGAGGCCGAGCUACCCGGGGCCAUGGAGAGCGGGCGUGUGAGCAGCAUCCGCUUUGAGAACAUGAACGUCAUCUGUGGGACUGCUGGGCGCCGGGACCGGUGGCUCAUCACGGUCACGGACUUCCAGGCUCGCUCGCGCCUACUGUGCUCGGGGCUCCGCCUCCGCGGGCUCCAGCACCCUCUCGUACGCCACGACGAACUGCUGCUGGGCGAUUACCGCCUGCACCUGCGCCGCUCCCUGGUCCGACGGCGCAUGCUCGAGGCUCUGGGGGCGGAGCCGACCGAGGAAGACUGACGUUUGGGGGCGGGCCCCGGCUGCGCCUGCGCACCGCCCAGCGGGCGCGGGCGACCCACCCGGAAUCCCGAAGGAAAGGGGCGUUGCCUUCCCAGUAAGGAGGCGGGGCCGGCUCGAGGGGGUGGAUACUGUGAGUUUAAUUAUAAAGAAUGACCUGGUA